CACUCUCCCGUUGGGAAGUGAGGGUGUUGCCACUUCCAAUCGUCCUACUUUUGGACAAUCGGCCUCCAAUCGUUGUGUACGGCUCGUUCAUAAGCAAAAAUACAAGGAAUCCAAUGAUUGGCCGAAGAUAAUGCUCAUAGCUUAUGAGAACACACAUAUUCUACGCAAACAUGGUCUUGCAAUGUGCAAGUCACCUACCAUUAGUUGUUUUGCUCUCCGUUGUUUGAGUUAGGAGAAUCCUUGCUAUGAGCUGCAACCUCCUCUGUUGCAGCUUAAACGACUCGGUUUUGCAUUCAAGAGAACUGUUAGGCAUACCUUUCGAAGGUGCUUACCUAGGUUGAGGAGAUGGCACGCUUGCUCUCUCUGUUUUCCUUCUCCUUUCUUUUCCGUUAAGUACCAUGAACCAAGAGGAACUAGCCAACUGUGCAUGGAUCAUUCCAACGAUCGAGGUGUAUUCGUUCUACUCUUCCUUAUUAGGCCAAUGGGAAAAUUGGCCCCUUUAAAGUGUGGGGUGAGUUUAGUAGAUUGCACUUCAUGGAUCCACCUCGACAUAUGGGUUACAAUUGUGUGUGCAUUAUUGCGCAUCAUAAGAAUUUCAAAUUGUUCGAAAUAAUGUCACACUCCCCAAAGCAAUUCCAAAGCUUAUCUUACUUUGAAUUGCUAGUAUCUACAUUAAUACGUGAUCUAGGGAGGCUAGUAUAGGGGCUAUGAAAGUUGUCCUCAUCAUGAGACUAAAGACUAUUCGAAAUGUUUGGAUACAAUAACUAUCACUAACCUUUGUGAGUUCUUAUACUCUUCCAACGGGUCUCAUGCUUUAAAACUUUUAUUGGGGUCGAACGGUAUCUUUAUAUACAUCCAAAAAUUCUACUCACAAAGUCCUAUAAAAGAUUCUAACUUUACAAAUAAAGGUUGGGGUAAAGUGUACCACAUGUGAGGCAAUCACUCAUUGCAAAGAGGGAAUAGGAACGAUUCAAUUGAGCAUCGGUUCGGAGUCAUACGAUGUUGCUUAUCUAGUGCAAUCUCUCGCCGAAUAAAAUGUAGUUUGAGAAAUAUGCUUAGAGGGCACAGAUAGAGCUUCCAACAACCAUCUAUAACAUUGCCUCUCCACACAAUAGAGAAAAAAGAGUUAAACAAAGCCCUUAUGUAGUGCUAAGGUGCGGAAAUUGAUCUUACUUGAUCAAGCCUAUGAUGUACCCAUGUAAACCCACUUCUGCUACAAAAAGCAUAAAAAUCGACAUGCUACUCGUAAAGAGAGGACAUAAAAAUCUCAUUGUCAAAUAAAGAAAAAAAUGUGCUUAAACUUUCAAAUAAAGCUUGCAAAAAGCUUCACACAAAUGUUUUUUGACUUUCGAGUUGAGUUAAGAGCUUAUGAUUGAUAGAGAUUGGCCAGAUUGUCCUUAUGAGAUAUGCACCUCAUUGAUCUGGUCUGAUUUUUUAAGUGGGAGGGUUGACCAUGUAAGCUGCUUAUGAUUCACUAUGUAUGAUCGAAAAUCACGUGUCAUCUUAGAGGUACAGGGUGAUGUACGAUUAUGAGUGUGGUUUGCUUGGGGACAAGCAAAGUUCAAGUCUAGGGUUACUUGAUGACACAUAGAAAGACUAUUUAUACCCUUUAUUAUGGCUAGAAUUGAAUAAGUUUCACAUUUUAAGUGUCAUAAUCACUUGCAUUUGCUUAAUAAUCACUUAAGGUGCGCUUUAGUAGCUCUAGUAUUGUUUUUACUAUUGUGAUGCACUUUUGCUAGUGUUUCUUGUGCUUUUAGAUCAAAGCAUCCUAAUGGAACAUCUUGUACGAGUAAGGGAACAUCAAGACCCAACUACUGGAAAUCAUAAUGCAAGAAUGGAUCAAGCCCAAGAAUCAUCAUGGGAUCAUGGUAAAGGAAACCGUACCGGAAGUCAUACCGGCUCCGUCAGUGAUAGGGUAUUUUGUGGUACUACCGUGGUUCAAUCGUUGUGUACCGGCAAAAUACCAUUUUUGUAAUUAAAUAAUAUUUUUUUUGUUAAAAAACCGUACCGGCAGAUUCGGGAUACCGUUUCGGAAUAAUACCGGAAUAAAACCGGAAUAUACCGGAUAACAAACCUGAAUAAACUAAAUAAACACAUUUAAUAUAAAAAUCAAUCUCUCUUCUUAUCAAUUUUCUGAAAUUCCGUACACGUGUACAAAUAACAAAGAACCAUAAUAUAUCAUGGAAAAACAACCGCAUGAAGCACAUCAUCAAUUGAAGUUCCAUUGGAAGUCACUCUUCCAUAACGCUUCCUAUCGAAAUCACUACACUGAUCAACACAGGGUUGCAUAACACCGAUCACCUGCCAAUCGAAUGAUCAACCUAAGGAUUAUAACCCUAUAAGUAUCAAUUCGUUGCAUCCUACCAUUUGAGUAGCCUAGCUUCCUAAACAAUGACACCCAAUUUACACAUUCAUGCCAAACACCAGAGAAUGAGAAUCAUCUAACUGAAACACAUAGUCCCAACUCAAUUGAUCUCCAAUCCAACUCAUACUUAAAUUGUAAUAGAGCGAUUACAGGAAGACCCACGUUCAUAUCCAGAUUUCCCCCAUUAACCAAAGAACAACUAAAAGGAAAUCCGAUCAUCAAAAACAAAUACAUUUAGCAGCCAAGCAAACCAUCAGAGAUGACAGAACGCACGAAACCAGCUAAAUCAAAGGCCUAACAAUCAGUUUAACCCAGAAAUUCGCACGAUCCUUCAAUUGGGACAGAGUUCAUUUUCUUCUGAUAUAAUAUAUGGGUUCUUCUCUGUUAAUUGCAUUUUGGGUUGUGCCGUUGUGAAGAAUCCCAGAAUCUUACCGUUUUGGGUUGUGCCGUUUUGGGUUUUGGGUCGCGCGUUCUUGAGCAGUCAGCAGUGGAGGAGCGGAUGCCGGAGAGGAGCGGCGGAGAGGAGCAACGGAGCAGAUCAGGUCGGUCGGUGGAGCGGAGGAAAGCAGGGACGGAGAGGAGCCUUGGCGCCGGAGAGGAUCCUUGCCGCCGGUCGCUGGUCACGGGCUCGGCGGUUCCUGGUCGCCGAUCGCCAGAGGAGAAAUGGAGAAGAGGAGGAGCGCCGGGCGCCGGAUCGAACUGAAGAAGAAGAGGAGAACUGCGAAGAAGAAACGAAGGCGGCUGUGUUUCAUUCGAUUGAUUAGGGUUUUGACAAUUUGACCUCUUUUUUUUUUUUUUUUUUUUGCUAAACGACGACGUUUUCUUUCCAUUACCCUGUCCCCGGUUAGACCAAAACCGGGCGGUAUUUCGGUUUAAACCGUUUCCACCGGCCGUCGCGAUAUUCUGCACCCAAACGCGAUAUCGUAUCACCCGUGCUCCGGUUCCCGGUUUUACCGGUUCAACCGGCCGGUACGAUCCGGUUUCCUUUACCAUGCAUGGGAUUCAGUGGACCAAAGCCCAAAAUGGGGCCUUGUUCGCCAUUUUAGGGGGGUCUCUAGAUUGAGCCUAGAAUCUCAACAAAUAUGCCAAUUGUGGUGGCCAAGAUGGAAGAGACCCAAACAAGCUCGAAAAACGUGUUCUAGGCUGACCUUUCCUCCCAAAAAAAUUGAUGCACAGGCCUAUAGAUAGACCCCUAGGCGUAGAAAUUAAGGGGUGACUGGUAGGAGGCAUUAGAGGGUCGUUAGUGAAGUCGAACUCAGAAGUGGAAUAAGUGGCAAAAGGUGGUCUUGCCGCUGAUUCAUUGUUCUGGCCGCCUAUGUAGAGGACAAUUUGGGGUCUUGUUUUGACUAAUGUUAUCCUAGAAUCUCGUGCCUAAGAGAGGCUAGUUUCUUAGUUGUGUAGGUUUCCAAACCCUAGAAGUUCAUUGAUUUUGUAACUCUUGGUUUUGAUAUAUAUGAGUACAAUUUUAUCUAUCCUUUCUCUUUCAUUUCUUUGUUUGGUUUGUUGUUGAUGUGAUUGCAUACGUAAUAUGAGGAAUAUCUUCAAACGAUAUAUCCUUAAAUCUGACUUCGUGGGUUGAUGAGACUGGACACGACAGUUCCUCACGAUUGAUUCUCAAUCAAUCAAUCUGCAUCGACUUACUUAAAUGACAUAUUUGUGUGGUUCAUGUUGUUGCAUAUUAGUCCUGAUAAAUGCCAAGACACAUGGUAUGAAUAAACCUAGCAAUGCUCAAGUAGCUCAUAUGUUGAGGAUCAAGGUUGCUAGUCAAAGGAACUCUAAGGGAAGUUUGACUACGUAACGCCUCACCUACAUUAUUUGAAAGUUCAUGACUGUACAUGGGUAUUGGGCCUUGCUUGGGCCGGCACGGCACGGGCACGCUUCGGGCCCAUUUAUUUCGUGUCGUGCUUGGCACGGCCCGUCAGUUUUCGUGCCAUGCCAUGCAAGCCCAUUUGUUAAUUUUACUAGGCCCGACCCAGACUCGGGCAUGGUUCGAAUCGUGUCGUGCCUAUUCGUGGUCGUGCCAUACUCGUAUUCGUGUUUAAUGAAAAUGACGAAAAUAAAAGAGAUAAUGAAAAAGAAGGUGAAAAUUGGACGGGGGAAAAGAGUAUUAACCGAUAAUGUUUGAGAAAAGUAACAAAUAAGCAGGAAAAGAAAAUUGGAAGUAUAGCGAGUGUGAUUUGGCUUUGUUUAAUUCUUUGUCCAUUUUUACUUAUGUUAGUAAUUACGUAUAUAUCUUUAUGACACUUCUAACAACAACAAAUAAUUAUUUUUCUACUUGUGUUUUGUAAUAUUUGAACCUAUAAUUCUUUUCAUAUUUAUUGUCUAUCAAAUAAAUAUUAUUUUGGUACCAUGUCCGUUCUUUUACUCAAUAAAGUCUCGAAAAUAUUAGGCCCGACACGGCCCACUUAUAUACCGUGCCGUAGGGGUGGGAAACGGUGCGAUCCUGUUCAGACCAUACCAUAGAUACGGUCUGUGGUCCAGACCAAGAGGUUCGAACACAGACCAUGGACCAGAUCAUAUACUAUACGGUCCAGACCAGACCACACCUGUACGGUGCGGUCCGGUAUGGUCUGGACCAGACAGACCAUGUCAAAAAAAAUUAACUCUUGUUCGCCCUCCACCCCUUCACCAGUAUCUAUUAAAAAAAUCUAGUGACCAAUAUGCUAGUGAAACAAAAAAAUUGUGAUCGU
Molecule: messenger RNA, 5055 nt
Organism: Linum trigynum
Lineage: Eukaryota; Viridiplantae; Streptophyta; Magnoliopsida; Malpighiales; Linaceae
Source: the annotation of a GenBank genome assembly